GGGGUAAUACAUUUUCGCUGGUAGCAUUUAUUCUGGAAUGUCUCUGUUCGUCAUCAACAGAUACCUCGGGGAUGAGGUGACCACAUCUGAAGAUCGUUCCAAAGCCCUGCUACAGAAAUUGCAUGAACAGGCCAAGGACAGGCAACAACAACAACAGAGGCCGCACUCAAAAGAGAAGGGUACUCCAAAAAGCAACCAUGUUGAAGAAACAGACAAAACAAUCAGCACAGAAGCUGAAACUGAAACUCCAAGGAAAACUAAAAAAAGAAAGAAAAAACAGGAGGAAGAAGUAAAGAGUCCCAGUGAGAAUGAGCAGGACAGUCAGCUACAAGAAGCUACACAUAUUAAAGAGAAAAAACAGACCAAAAAGAAGAAGAUCAUAGUGGAGGAAAAGGAUGAAAGCCCGGAGCACAUUUCUGAACAUGAUGAAAGGAGCAGGGCAGAACAAGAAUCUAGUAAGACAGAAGAAGAAUCUCGAAGGGCAGAAGAAGAAUCUAGUAGGGCAAAAGAAAUAGAACCUAGUGGGGCAGAAGUAACCACAUCCAAUCCUAAUUCCAUUCUCCUUGGAGGGUUUGAGCCCAAGGCUGUUGAGAAGGUUUUGCCAGUUCUGCCCCAAUGGUUGACUCAGCCAAGUUUCUUACAAAAGAAUAUUAAGCAGAACUUGGUUCCCAUUCAUGAUAUCCCUGGCCUGCACCCUAAAGUGCUGAAAAAGCUAGAAGUCAACAAGGUGAAAGAUUUUUUCCCAGUCCAGGCUGAAGUUAUCCCUGCCGUUCUGGACAGCUCUUGCCAUGGCUUCUUGUUGGGUAAGGGUGGAUACCGUCCCAGCGAUGUUUGUGUUUCUGCACCUACAGGAAGUGGGAAGACAUUGGCGUUUGUUAUCCCUAUAGUUCAGACUCUGCUACAGCGAGUAGUAUGUGAAGUGCGAGCACUUGUUGUGUUGCCUACCAAAGAGCUGGCCCAGCAGGUCUGUAAGGUAUUUAACACAUAUGUGGAUGGUAUGGGACUGAAAGUGGUCAUGAUAGCAGGACAGAAAUCUUUUCUCAAAGAGCAGGAAUCUCUUAUACAGAAAACAGCAUUUGGCUUUAGUAGCUUGGCAGAUAUUCUUGUGUGCACCCCAGGGAGGCUUGUAGAUCAUAUUCAGCAAACAGAAGGAUUUAACCUGAGGCAUCUUCGGUUCUUGGUUAUUGAUGAAGCAGAUCGAAUGAUUGACAGCAUGAAUCAGGAUUGGCUCAAUCAUGUUACUAAAGCAGUGUUUCGGUUGGAGGCUGGUUCUCCCAACAUGCUAUUCACCAGGAAAGAACCUGGAAUACUCACAGCAGCCAGCUCUUGCCUUCACCAGACUCCUCUGCAGAAACUGCUCUUCUCAGCCACUCUAACCCAGAACCCAGAGAAACUAAAACAGCUAGGCCUGUACCAGCCCAGGCUCUUCAUCUCCAAGCAAAAGGGAAAUCCAAAUGAUUCCUCUGAAACACAAAUGGAACCAAGUAUAUCAGGGAAUUUUUCACUUCCAGAGGGGCUUACGCAUUACUACAUUCCAUGCAAUCUGAAUUCUAAGCCUCUUAUCCUUCUACACUUCCUCUUGUCUCUUCGUUUCUCCCGCGUCCUCUGUUUCACCAACUCAAGGGACGCCUCCCACCGCCUGUAUCUGCUGAUCCGUAGUUUUGGAGGAAUCGAUGUGGCAGAAUUCUCCUCUCGCCUUAGUCCAGGGGAGAGGAAGAGGACCCUGAAGGAAUUUGAGCAAGGGAAAGUUCAGUUGUUGGUGAGUACAGAUGCAACAGCAAGAGGAAUCGAUAUCAAGGGAGUCAAAUGUAUAAUAAACUAUGAUGCGCCACAGUUCAUUCGAACAUAUGUUCAUAGGGUGGGUCGAACAGCUCGUGCAGGGAAAGCUGGCCUAGCAUUCACAAUGCUGCUUAAAGUUCAGGAAAAACCCUAUUUUGGUAUGUUGAGGGAUGCUGGGGCCCCAGAGCUGCAAAGGCAACUGGUAAAGAGCGAGUGUCUAAAGCAAUAUGAGCAGCGAUAUGAAGAGGCUCUAAGUGAGUUACAGAAAGCAGUCAAGAAUGAGAGAGCUCAGAAGAGAUCGUGAGACUAGCUAUAUGACACUAAACUCAUCUGCCGUUUGGGGAACCUAGCUACUGACUGCAUCCCUAUAGUCAGUAAUGCUGGAACUGAGCUUUCAAAUAUGCCUAUAGACUUGUUCAGCUACCAGACCCUAGGGUCAACCAGCCUGACCAUCAAGUACUGCUCCUGGUGAGCUCAUCCUUUUUGUGUUUGCCCAUAUCAGUAGGGUUCACAAGUGCCAGAAAGUCGGAAACCAGGUGACUGGAGGAGUAUUUGUAAGCUAAUAAAUACAUUUUAUUUAUUUAAA
This is a messenger RNA of Xenopus laevis (African clawed frog), 2365 nucleotides long. RefSeq names its product DEAD-box helicase 51 L homeolog (gene ddx51.L). NCBI's taxonomy places the organism in Eukaryota, Metazoa, Chordata, Amphibia, Anura, Pipidae. Gene Ontology annotation, molecular function: hydrolase activity; nucleic acid binding; RNA helicase activity. The record is from RefSeq and is marked provisional.